Auxenochlorella protothecoides is the source of this 5346-nucleotide messenger RNA. Its product is annotated as Dynein, 70 kDa intermediate chain, flagellar outer arm. Gene Ontology annotation, molecular function: dynein heavy chain binding; dynein light chain binding. NCBI's taxonomy places the organism in Eukaryota, Viridiplantae, Chlorophyta, Trebouxiophyceae, Chlorellales, Chlorellaceae. Gene Ontology annotation, biological process: outer dynein arm assembly; cilium movement. The record is from RefSeq and is a predicted model, not a curated record. Gene Ontology annotation, cellular component: outer dynein arm. The transcript is spliced from 19 exons. Bases 1 to 5346 code for a protein of 1781 amino acids.
AUGGAGAUCUCCCACCAGUACAUUAAGCAGAGGAAGGAUUUCGGCCGGCACCCCUCCUUCCGGAACGGCCCCAUUCAGGUAUUUGUGGACCAGCGACCAGACGAGGAGCUGGCCGCCCUCUGGGUUCCCGUGUCCCACGUGACGAGGGGCACCCAGUCGGGCCCCAGCAUGUCGGAACACGAGGUGAACACCGUGGUCCUCCAGACAGUCAGCCAGGCAGUGGAUGCGACCCUGGGGCGCUGGCCCAAGGACGUGGACCCCACAGACGCCCAGCAGGUCGCCAGGUUCCGCAAGAAGAUGGAGAAGGAUGAGGAUUACAUACGGUGCACGGUACGCCUGGGAGCGGUGGUGGAGGAGCUGAUCAAGGAGAACAACGCCCUCGACAUCUACGAGGAGUACUUUGCAGACGUCCCCCCCCUCGCCGAGCUGGACCCGCCCUCCAUCGCCAGCCUGGCGACGCUGCUGCCGGAGGGCGCCGGGGAGCCGGUGGUGCGCCUGAGUUGGCGCCCCGACGCCGCGGCCUGCCUGGCGGUGGCCGGCGCCUCCCGCGUCAGCCUCUGGGACCUGGACGCCGGCCCGCCACGCGUGGCCGCCGCGCUGCUCCCGCCCUCCGCGCCGCUGACGGCGCUGGCGCACAGCCCACGCGACGGCGCCACGCUGUGCGCGGGCCAGGCCAACGGUCAGCUGCUGGUGUUCGACGCUCGGCGCGGGCCGGGCGCGGCGGCCGCCACGGCGCCGGGGCGCUCCCGCCUCGCGCACCUACUCUGGACGCAGAGCAAGACGGGGAGCGAGGUCAUGGCCUGCACGGGCGAGGGCAGCGUGGAGUGCCUCUGCGUGACCCUGGGUUUUGGCGCCCGCCCUUCGGCCACGGUGCUGGAGUACAGCGCCGCUGCGGGGCCCACGCGCUUCAUGGUGGGCACGGGGCAGGGCACCAUCCUGGCGGGCAACCGGCGGGCCAAGAGCCAGGACGACAAGAUCACGGCCUCCUUCGUGGGUCACCACGGCCACAUCACCGCCCUCCAGCGCCACCCCGCCUUCCCCAAGUUCUUCCUCUCCUGCGGCGACUGGAGCGCGCGAGUGUGGAGUGAGGACGUGGGCCACGCCGUGAUGGCCACGCCGUAUGCGCCCGGGUACGUCACGGCGGGGGCCUGGAGCCCCACCCGCGCCGGCAUGGCCCUCACCCUGGACGGAGGCGGCAGGCUCGCGGCCUGGGACUGGGUGCACCGCCAGGACGCGCCAGCCCUGGAGGUGCCGGUGAGCAAGCACGGCCUCACUGCGCUAGCCUUCCCACCCGGCACGGGGCACCCCAGCCUUGUGGCGGUGGCGGCCGCCGACGGCUGCACCCACCUGCUCCAGCUCUGCGAGGGACUGGUCACGCAGGGCAGCGGCGAGAAGGCAGCCAUGGGCGCGGUCCUGGACCGUGGCAACAACCGGGAGAAGCACCUCGAGAAGGCUGCACGAGAUGCCAAGCUGAGGGGGAGGAGGGCUGUAGGGGAGGAUGUGGGCGACCAGUCACUCCCUACAGCGGCAGGCAGCGACGACAGCCUUGCGGCCAGCGAGUUCCAAGAGAUGGAAGCUGAGUACCUCCGCCUGGUUGGUGGCACCAUGGGCGUGUACACCUCCGCCCCCUCCUUCCAGUUCAAGUCUGCCGACGAGCAGCAGCACCUGCGCGGCCAGCUGCCGAGCCUGCUGCCCUCCCCGCCCAAGCGCGCUGUGCCGGGCAGGCAGCCCGCGCCCUUCGGCGCGCCGCCCCCCGACCAUGGGUCCCACCCUGGUAGCCCCUGGUCCGGGAAUCCGGGCCAGGGCUGGGCGCCGCCGUCGCGGCACCAGGAGGAUGAGCGCCAGGUGGGCGCGUGGGCGGCCCCCCUCUCGCCCUCCGCGGCAGGCGGGGAGGAGCACUGGGCGCCGCCGGGUGCGGCUCCACAGCAGUAUGUAGGGGCGAACCACUGGCCCAGGGCAGGGCAGACGGCCGAGCCCUGGGGCUCGCCCGCGGCUCCCUCUGAGGGCUUGUUCGGAAAGGAUGUCGUUCCGCAGCCCUACGACGUGGCUGGCGAGGGCGAGGAGGUGGUCGGCGCCGCCGAGGGCGAGUGGGGCGCGGCACCGCCCGGGUACAGCCCUGGCGGCUGGGCUGGGGCCGUGGGCGACACGCCGCCCAGCGCCUCCACGGAGUCCCCCAUCCGCGCGCAUUUUGCCCGGGGGCAAGGCGGCGCGGGCCCCUCCCUGCUGGGGCCCUCCGGCGCCUCCCGUAUCCCCAGGCCGGCGGGGCAGGCAAAGGGGCCCGGCGAGUCCGAGGCCAGGGCGGUGGCUGCCACGGCGCCGGCCGCGGCCGCGUCACGAAUCCCGCCGCCGCCCAGCGCCGGCUUCGCCCCGCCCCAGUGGGCUCCCCCCGACGCGCCGGCGGCCGCCCUGGUCCCUGGCAAACUGCAGCUGGCUCCACCGAUGACUGGCGAUGCGCCACAAGACGCCCCGUCCCCGGGACACGCCCCGCCUAUGGGGGCGCCGCCCGGCCUCCUCCCUCCGCCGCCGGGCCCCCUGUCUGGCCUGCAGGGCGGGUCGCCGUCGCCGGGCUCAUCCCUGGCCGCGCAGCCGGGGCCCAUGCUCUUCGCGCCGCCUGCGCCCGCGGGGGCGGCGCCAGGCGCGCCCGAGCCGGGCCUGGGCGCGCGGGGAUCCCAGGCGAGCGGCGGGCAGGGAGUAGGACGGGGGCCGACGGGAACCCCUGUGGCCAGACGUGGACGCACAGGUGGGAGGGCGAGGCGCAUCUUCACGCACCUGCUGAUCCUCACGGCGGCCGCCCUGCUGGCGCCGGAGCUGGCGGUGACCUCGCUGUCGGCCGCCGCCGGCAUCGCGCAGACCUCGGCACGCAGGCUCCGCCGCCUGGAGGCGCGUGACCUGCGCCCGCCCGCCGUGCUGCCGCUCGUGUCCGGCUGGCACCCGCGGGCAGCGGGCCGGGGCGGGGCAACCGGCCUGCUGGACGCCUGGGUGGGAGCCCUGGAUGCCGCCCGGUCGGUCCUGAGCGAGGGUGCGGCCGGGCAGGCGACGCCGUCCCCGGCCUCGCGCGCGAAGGCCGCGGCGGCGUCCGCCACGCGGCGCGCCUCGACCGCUGCGGGGAGAGCGGGCGGCGCGGUGCUCGCAGCGCGGCCAGCACUGCAGCGCUGGGCGCUCGAGCGGCCGCGGGCCGCCGCGCGGCUCGUGGCGGGCUGCGUGCGCUGGGCGCGCUGCGUGCUGGAGGACAGAGAGCGGGCCUGCGGCCAGGAGGCCUUUGGCGCAUACCUGCGGGGCGCAAAGGGCGCCGCGGAGCCGAGGAAACCCCGGAACGAUGGCACUUUAGGAGCAGGUGAGCGUGUGCCGCCGAGCCAGAGCAGCGGGGCAACCGAUGCUGCCGCCAAGCCGGAGAGGCCCGUGGGCACCGAGGCCGCCCGGGGGGCUGAGAGCAAGAGCGAGGCGCCGCCCAAGGCGGAGGCUGCAGUCGUCGAAGACCGACCAGCGUCAGGGGUGUCAGGCGGUGCUGCAUCCUCGGAGGGCACGCAGCCCCUGCCUCACAAGGAGACGCCUGCCGAGCCUGAGACCGAGGUGGCCGGUCGUGCCCAGCCCAGCAAAGCAGAUCCGCCCAGCAAGGCGGCUGCAGCAGCCGGUACAAAACCUCCCAGUGAUGGGCCGAGCCUGGAGAAAAUACCUGCUGCAACCCACGAGGCGCUUGCCAAACCCCCAGCCGCAGAGGCUUCUCCUGUCGUAGGCGCAGCCAACAAGAGUCUGCCAAUUGCAGCCAUGGAAGUCCCUUCCAAAGUGGACACGCCGGCCAAGGCUGUGCCUGCCCCGUCCAAGGAGAGUCUGUCGCUGGAGAUCACCCCCAACGCCAGUUUAGCUGCUCCGAACGCGACAACUCCGCCUCCUACCACCGUCACCUCGAACGCCGGUGUGGCAGCUUCUAACAAGACUACGCUGCCCCCUGCGAGCAGCUUGAACACUACUGUACCCACGCCAGCCAAGGAGAGCCCAACGUCGGCUGUCACCUCCAGUGCUAGCGUGGCGGCGCAGCGCAAUGACAUGCUACCUCCCGUGGUCAGACUCAAUGCCAGCGCGCCUGCCCCCGCCAAGGGGGACCCUGCGCCGAACGCCACACGCUCCGUGGAGCCGCUGGAUCCAAGCACGGCGACGCGGCCGUCGACUGCCGACCCUGACGACAAUGUGGCUUCCCCAGCCGAACAGGUCAACCCUAUGGGUGUUGAGGAGGAGGAGGCUGUGGAGCAGGCCCCAGAGGCAGAGCGGGAGGAGGAGGGGGCAACUGGGCGGCAGCCUGCUGAUGACACCGGGGACGUUGGUGCAGCUGCAGGUACAGAUGCCCCCGAAGAUGACAGUGAGGAGCCCCUGGCGAGCGCUGAGGAGGAGGACGCUCACCCUGCUGCAGCCAGCGGCGAGGAUCUGGAGGUGGCCAAGGAGGCUGAGGAGGGAGACCCUGAAGAUGCUGCGCUGGAGGACGGGGAUCACUGCGAGGAUGCUGGUGCGAAGACAGAGGAGGACACCCCCUCUGGCGACCCGUCACCGUCUGAUGAUCAGAACAAUUCGGAGCACCCUGGGAGCGAGCCAGAGCAGGCUGAGUACGAGCAAGUAAAAGCUCUGGGUGGUGGCGAGGAGGGCGAGGAGACAGCGGUCGAUAAGUUGCGCUCCUUCAAGGAGUGGCUGGGCACCCGCCUCACCUUACCGCCCCUGGACUGGACUGCAAUGGCGCAGGCCUGGGCCGCGCCGCUGCUGGCGGGGCUCAGCCUGUUGGCCCUGCUGGUCGGCACGCUGCUGUACACCUCCGCCCUCACCCGCCGCCGGGUGCAGAUGCGCGUCUCGGAGCUGGACUUCGCCGAGGCCCCGCUGACGGCCGGCCCCUCGCCAAGCGCAUCACUACCAAGAAAGGACGCCGGCGAGGACUCACCCCAAGCCUCGGGCCUCGUGGCGGCGGCCUCGGCGUCCCUGUCCACGCUGCUGACGAGCAUGCUGCGCGGAGAGGGAAAGGAUGGCGCCGACGACGAGGUGGAGAGCAGCAGCAGGGGGCGGAGGAGCAGCGGCGUGCCACGCCCUCGACGAGGCGCGCACGCAUCCGGCGCAGCAGCGGAUGAGGGGCCUGGGGGCGCGGCCGCGCCCACCCCCUCACGCCGGCGGUCCACCCGCGCGGCGGUGCCGCAGACCUCUGCCCUCAGCGACACGCCCUCUCGCAACACGCGGCACAGCCUGCGAAGCAGGACUACUCUACUUGAAAGUGAAGACGAGGACGAGGAAGUCAGCGCUGGGCAGGGCAGGGCGGCUGCCUCCAAAUCCGGCCCGCGUGCCGCCUCCCGCCUCAAGCGGGGCGCCGCGUGA